This is a messenger RNA of Cherax quadricarinatus, 1059 nucleotides long. Lineage: Eukaryota; Metazoa; Arthropoda; Malacostraca; Decapoda; Parastacidae. The record is from RefSeq and is a predicted model, not a curated record.
UCGGGCUCGAUACUGCGUAAGCUGUCAGUGGCCCUGAUAAACCCAACAAGAAGAGCAAUGUUUGCUACUGCUCGGGUCGCAGCUAAUUUUGUGCGAUGUUCUUCUGGUUUUGCUUUAAAACGGAAUAUUAGCUCAACAGCAUGCGCUUUGGGAAUAAGAUCUCGCUGGCAUGCCCCAUUGCGACGUGAAUUACGGAAGAGGCAGAAACAGAUGGAGAAGAAAGGGAUUGCACAUAAAUUUAGACGCUCAGAAUUUAUUGAGUGGAAUUAUGAAGCUGAACUGUUUGCAUUUGGCAAGAGACUGCAUGAAGAAUUUGACAACUCUCUGUUGAGGGAGGCCUUGACUGACUCCUCUUAUAUUGCUCAGGAGACUAGUCGUCAGCAGGCACUUGGUGUCACUAUUCCUGCUCUUGAAAUGAAAAGCAACACUGAAUUGGCAGCAGUUGGUGAAAAAAUUAUAUCAGAUUAUUGUGCAAAAUAUUUGAGAGCAACUCUUCCUUUAUUGCCAGAGGAAGGUAUAAGAGCGUUAGUUGAGUAUUUAUCAUCGGAGAAAAUUACGUCUGAAAUUGGGUUUGGCAUUGGGCUCAAGGAUCUCAUUCUUUGCCAGGAGUACCCUCCCUCAUCCCUAACAGCAGCAAAGAGUUUUCAAGCAGUGGUGGGGACAUUAAAUGCUUCAGCAGGACUUGGUCGCUGCCAGGUCUUUGUUCGAGACUUCGUUGUCACUCAGAUAGUAGGAAAGGAUCCCAGCGAGAUAUGGCAGAUUGAACAGCCACUGGAGCUGCUUAAGGAUAUUCUGGCUCGAAGUGGCUAUGCAGAGCCUGAAUCAAGACUAAUGCUUCAAUCUGGAAAAAACACUAUUCAAGCAGUGUAUCAAGUUGGGGUCUAUUCUAACAAGACCUUUUUGGGCUCAGGUUAUGGUGAGACUAUAGAAAAAAGUGUGGAACAAGCAGCUCAUGAUGCUUUGAGAAGACUUUUCCACAUAACAGAGACCAGUGACCCUCUACCAUUUGGCAAAGAUGCUGAUAACAUUGCACUUAAAGAAAAAAAUGUGUAUAUUUAA